Funneliformis geosporum is the source of this 181-nucleotide messenger RNA. Lineage: Eukaryota; Fungi; Glomeromycota; Glomeromycetes; Glomerales; Glomeraceae. The record is from the annotation of a GenBank genome assembly.
GUUUUGGUUUUUUGAGACAGCAUUUCAAACAGAUAUGUUUUGGUUUCUUUCAGGUAGCAUUUCAAACGGGUACGCUGAUUUUUUUGGUAUGAGUUUUAAAUGGACUUUUGGACCAGUUUCAGACUUUAUAGAAGGGACUUUAAACUGGUAUAUUAGUUUCUUUGAAGAGUAUUUAGAUUAG